Messenger RNA from Ruditapes philippinarum (Manila clam), 944 nucleotides. RefSeq names its product trypsin alpha-3-like. The record is from RefSeq and is a predicted model, not a curated record. NCBI's taxonomy places the organism in Eukaryota, Metazoa, Mollusca, Bivalvia, Venerida, Veneridae. The transcript is spliced from 8 exons. Gene Ontology annotation, biological process: proteolysis. Gene Ontology annotation, molecular function: serine-type endopeptidase activity. The coding region runs from base 32 to 838 and encodes 268 amino acids.
AAACAUUUACUUGAAAACAAAAGGAAUAAACAUGAGGCUUUGCAUUCUUUUAAGUUUGAUUUAUGUUGUGAGAUCCCAGAGUUGUGGGCAAACCUCAUUUAAUCCAACACCUAGAGUUGCACAAAGUUAUAUAGUUGGUGGAGCAUUUGCAAGCGAAGGCGAUUUUCCAUGGCAGGUAGGGCUGAUCGAGAAUGGAUACCUGAUUUGCGGGGGAACCUACGUGUUGGGAAAUGAUGGUACCGUUAAAGUAGUUACAGCCGCCCAUUGCAUAACGGGCAAAAAUGUCAGGCCUGGGGAUUACAGAGUUGCGUUUGGGAUGCACAUUACAACUUCUCCAGGCACUAGACAAAUAAUUGACGCCACAUCGGUAACGCUCCACAACGGAUACAAUUCAAACACAAUGGCCAAUGAUAUCGCCGUUUUAAGUUUUGGUAAUCUGACACCGGCCGAUAUUGCAACAACUUUUGCGGCACCAGCAUGUUUGGCUACCCGGGCUUAUUUUGAUAACGAAGACGUGCUUGUAUCCGGAUGGGGUACCACAAGUGAAGGUGGAUCAUCUUCAUCGGCCUUGAAGUAUGUCUGGAAAACAGCCAUGAGCAGAUUCCGAUGUGAACAAACAAACAAUGGAGGCAAUUUAGAUGAUACAAUGAUGUGUGCUGGAGAAGCCGGCAAAGACGCUUGUCAGGGAGACUCCGGUGGACCACUUGUUGCAUACAGAAAUAAUGCAUGGGAACUUGUAGGUGUUGUCAGCUGGGGAUUUGGCUGUGCAAGAGAAAACAGCCCCGGAGUUUAUGCAGAUGCUUGGUACUUUAGAAACUGGUUGGCGCAAAAUUUGUAACUAUAUUAGUGUUUCGUUAAGUUUUGUUAUGGUUUGGAGAUGGACAUUUUGUUAUUUGUUACACUUCAAAACUGUAUUUAUGAAUAAAGUUAUCAUAAAGUUUUAA